AUGGACGAUUCGAUGUACGGUCUCGGCUCCGCCGCCGAUUAUUCCGAUCACUGCCAUCCGGCUUCAAUGCCGCCCCCGGACAACCUCCUGUCGCCGCCGCUGAGCUGCUGCGACGCCUUCGCCUCGCCGGCGUUUUGCCACCGGAUUCCGACGGUGUUCGGCUCUGACCAUAUUUUCUCCUCCUCCUCGGCGGUGUCCGACGCCGCUUCGCUGGUGUCGGAGAUCCCGAGGAGCGGCUCGGAGGAGGUGUCCAGUGCAAUCCGUGCAAAGAUCCUUGCUCACCCGCUUUAUCCUAAAUUGCUCGAGGCCUUCGUCGAUUGCCAGAAGGUCGGAGCGCCUCCUGAGAUCGUCAAUCUGUUGGAUGAAAUCUGCCGGGAAACAGUCAGUGCGGUAGCUCAUCGGCUGUUUCAACUUGCUUCGGCGCUGAUCCUGAGCUUGACGACUUCAUGGUCUCUCUCUCGCACAAAUGCUUUUUAA
This is a messenger RNA of Thlaspi arvense, 477 nucleotides long. Lineage: Eukaryota; Viridiplantae; Streptophyta; Magnoliopsida; Brassicales; Brassicaceae. The record is from the annotation of a GenBank genome assembly.